AAGUUGUGUGAGUUGGCGUUCAAGCUUGGAACUGUCAAAUUUGGGCCGAGAAUGUGAAGUGUUGUUUUCUGCUUCCAAGAGAAUUUCCUGGCUUAUCACGAACUCGUAGCAAAGGUUAUUUCCAAAAGAUUUGAAGGAAAGUUCGGUGAAAUUAGGCAAUAUAAAGACGGUCGUAAAAUCAUAUGCGUGAAUGCCUCUUUGGCCGUGACAGUGAGUGGUUGAAAUUGUGUGAAAGUAAGUCAGACGAAAACGAAAGGUCACCGGCAGUAAAGUUAAUUGUCAUUAAUUAAAUAAGUGAUUCCGGUUGUGUCGAAUCAUUAAGAGAAUUGAAGAGCUAUCUAGUGAUGGCAGCCGAAUACAGUGUCCAGCAGCUUCCGAGCCCACUGUUGCCGCUCGGGGAGGGUCCUGUCUGGGACGUUGCCACGCAGAGCUUAUUUUUCUGCGAUAUCAGGGGCGCUGCGAUUCUGCGCUAUGAUUAUGCUGAAAACAAAACCUACAGCGCCACAAUUGACGGAGUUUCUCCUGUGUCGCCAAUCAUUCUCGUCAAGGGUAAACCGGAUCAGUUUGUGUUGGGAACAGGCAAUAGGCUGGUUCUUGUCCGUUGGGACGGACGCUCAGAGAAGGCCACCUUCCUGAAGACGGUUGGCGAUUUGGGUGAUUCCGAAAAGCAUGUUCGUUUCAACGAUGGCAAAGUGGAUCCCAAGGGGCGUCUCUAUGUCGGAACUAUGCGUAUCGAGGCGCUAGGUGAUGUGCUCGACCAAACUGAGGGCAAAUUCUACCGGUUCGAGGGAAAAGUUGGUGGCAAGUUCUACGAGCUGAAGAGAAACGUCACCGUUUCCAACGGAUUGACUUGGGUCGAACCAACGGGCAAAUUUUAUUAUGCUGACUCCGGCACGCGAGAUAUUAAGGAAUAUGACGUCCUUGAGAAUGGAGAUUUGCAGAACGAAACCGUUCUGUACGAUUUGAAAGUGAACGGAAAGAAUCCGGACUUUGUUGCGGAUGGAAUGACUAGCGAUGCGGACGGAAAACUGUACGUAGCGACCUGGGGAGGAUACAAGCUUCUGAAAAUGAAUCCAAAAACUAAAACGAUUGAGCAAGAAAUCGCCAUCCCGGCCAAACAAGUUACUUCGGCAGCCUUUGGAGGACCCGGCUUGGAUGAACUGUUUGUGACUACUGCCCACACCAGUGAUCAGGAUCCACCUGCCGGGGCAUUGUUCAAAGUCACCGGACUCGGUGUGAAGGGAACCGAAAUGUACAAAAUGACGCUUACUGAAUAAGCCGAAGAAGUUUUUUAGCAUUCCUACAGCCAAUGCAUGUUAAUGUAUACGAUUUACACCUGUUUUCGUUGAUUUUUCGGAAAUAUAUGACGUUUUGAUACUGUGUUUUUACUUACCGAAAUAAGCUGAA
Messenger RNA from Wyeomyia smithii (pitcher-plant mosquito), 1407 nucleotides. Its product is annotated as regucalcin-like. The transcript is spliced from 4 exons. Bases 345 to 1277 code for a protein of 310 amino acids. NCBI's taxonomy places the organism in Eukaryota, Metazoa, Arthropoda, Insecta, Diptera, Culicidae. The record is from RefSeq and is a predicted model, not a curated record. Gene Ontology annotation, biological process: L-ascorbic acid biosynthetic process. Gene Ontology annotation, molecular function: gluconolactonase activity; calcium ion binding; enzyme regulator activity.